Brassica oleracea var. oleracea is the source of this 597-nucleotide messenger RNA. RefSeq lists its product as uncharacterized. Lineage: Eukaryota; Viridiplantae; Streptophyta; Magnoliopsida; Brassicales; Brassicaceae. Bases 1 to 597 code for a protein of 198 amino acids. The record is from RefSeq and is a predicted model, not a curated record. The transcript has 3 exons.
AUGGUCAACCAGACCAAACCUCGCAAUGAUCUCCUUGUCAUCGAGUUGACGAUUCAGAACAUCGACGUCGCAAGAGUAUUAAUUGAUACUGGAAGCUCGGCUAAUAUUAUUUUCAAAAACACCCUCGAAAGAAUGAAGAUUGACCCGUCUGAAAUCGCGGAAAACCCUAGCCCACUAGUAGGACUCUCAAGGGAGACCACUAUGGCUCUCGGGACAAUUAACCUCACAGUCAAAGCUGGAACCAUGCCAAAAUCGCAGAGCAAUUCCAUCAACGUACCAUCUUUGCCUCAAAUUCUCAACCCCUCGCAUAAUCGAAACAAUCUGGGGAAAUCCGAGGGUGGCACAACUGAGAUCCUAGAAGAAAAGCGCGAGCCGACCUGCGAACCCGUGGUAUCAGUAUGUCUUGACGAAGCAUUCCCCGAACGAUCCAUCGAGAUUGGAGCCAACCUCCAUGAACCUUUAAGGACUAAGCUCAUAACUUGUCUAAAAAAGAAUCUCCACACGUUCGCCUGGGGUGCGGAAGACAAGCCAGGGAUUGACAUCAACAUAACCAACCACGAGCUGAAUAUCGAUCCAACCUUCAAACCAGUCAAAUAG